Branchiostoma floridae (Florida lancelet) is the source of this 3478-nucleotide messenger RNA. RefSeq lists its product as uncharacterized. Bases 1 to 3459 code for a protein of 1152 amino acids. Lineage: Eukaryota; Metazoa; Chordata; Leptocardii; Amphioxiformes; Branchiostomatidae. The transcript is spliced from 22 exons. The record is from RefSeq and is a predicted model, not a curated record.
AUGCUUACAUACAUUAUCGACUGGAGGUCCCGAGACUACGCUCUCAUCGUGCAGAACCAGCGGGCGACGUUCAGCAUCCCGGACCUGCACGACGGCCAGUGGCACAUGGUGGUCCUGACGUGGCGGAGCAGCGACGGGCAGUGGACGGUGGCCGUGGACGGGCAGGACCGAGCGAGCGGCCGAGGACUCGCGAUGGGCCGCACCAUCCGGCCCGGCGGUACCUGGAUCCUCGGGCAAGAUCAGGACUCCUUCGGAGACAGGUUUGAGGCGAGCCAGGCGUACGCGGGAGACCUUGCUGAGUUCCACGUGUUUCGGGACGUGCUAUCAGACCAGGACCUGCGCUCCCUCUACACGCUGCAGAAGACUGGUGACGUCAUCGACAUGAGGACUAGUCAGACGAACGUCCGCGGCUCAGUCAGGCCAGCGGCCUACUCAGCUUCACUUCGUUUGUCGUUUGGUAGAGAAGGAGUUAUUUCCGGUGGAACAGGUGGGAUCACGUCGAAUCUUCCUAGCGGCCAGACACCGGGUGCCGGAGGUUCAGUCUACAUGAUAACCUUCCCCCAGCCCGGCUCCACCCAGAACUUCGCGCGCAUCUCCAGCGACUACCCGUUCAACCCCAGCUCCUUCACCGUCUCCUUCCUCAUGCGUGUCCCGUCCGGCAAGCCCGGGACAGUCUUCUCCUACGCCACGGAGCAGCAGACGCGGGAGGUCGCCUUUCUGGCGCCGCUGAACAGGAACACGUACGCCCUCGUGGUCAACAACCAACAGGCUGACGUCAACAUCCCUGAAGUGCUGGACGGCCAAUGGCACGUCGUGGUGAUCACGUGGGAGAACACGUACGGCCAGUGGACGGUUCACGUGGAUGGACAGCAAAGAGCGUCAGGGUCGUCCCUAGCAACGGGCCAUACCAUCCGGCCCGGGGGUGUGUGGACCCUCGGCCAGUCACUCGGCGACACCGCUGGGUUUGAUCAGGAGUUCUUCACCGGAGACCUGUCGGAGUUUAGGGUGUUUGACACCGCCCUCCCCCCUGAGAGCAUGAGGAACCUUUACACGUUCGAGCUGCCGGGAUCUGUCAUCAACUGGCGGGACCUGAAUCCCUCCACCCUCACCACAAAUGGUAGAGUCAGCCGAGUGCCGUAUAGACUAUCAACCAGUGUUACUACAGGUCCAGGCGGAACGCGGGUUGUCUUCGGCCCGUCGACUGGUGCAGGGCCUGUUACUGGAGUGGGACCUGGCACUGGAAGCAGACCAAGCAUCCCUACUGAUGUGAGGCCAGUGAUUUCUCAAGCCACGCGCAUGCUCUCCUUCCCGGCACCCCGUUCGGUCAGCAACUACGCGCAGGUGGUGGGCAGCAGGACCUUUAACCCCUACGCCUUCACCGUCUCCUUCCUCAUGAGAACACCGGUGCGAGACACCGGCACCAUCUUCUCCUACGCCACCCCCCAGCAGCCUCACGAGCUGGCGUUCGUUGGUCAGGAGGGGUCACGUGACUACACACUCGUCGUCAACGGCGAAGAGGCCACAGUCAGCAUCCCACAGGUACUGGACGGGAACUGGCACGUGGUGGCUAUCCUGUGGCAGAACUCGGACGGUCAGUGGCGCGUCAUGGUGGACGGGCAGGAAGUCACCUCUGGUACCGGCCUCGCCAGGGGACACACCGUCAGGUCUGGCGGUACGUGGAUCCUGGGCCAGGAGCAGAACACCAUGGGCGCCAGCUUCCGUCAGAACCGCGCGUACGUGGGCGACCUGGCGGAGUUUAACGUGCACUACAACACGUUGCCUCCCGCCGACAUGACACGGCUGUACUCGCUGCAGUACCCGGGCGACGCGCUGAGCUGGAGGAGCGACACCAUCAGUCCCAGCGGGCCUGUAGGGCUGCGGACCUACCAGCCAAAUCUCCGCGUGACUUCAGACAGCAGAGGAGGUGCGCGAGUGACUUUCGGUGAUUCAACAACCGGUACAGGGACAGGUCCGUCUACAGGGACUGGAACAACAGGAGGCAGCGUAUCCGUCCCCACAGGAAUGUUCGUCAUGAACUUUCCGGAGCCCGCGUCUACGGACAACUACGCUGAGCUGAGAAGCGACAGUCCCUUUAGUCCGGACUCCUUCACCAUCUCCUUCCACAUGAGAACACCAGCCAGAGAUACCGGCACCAUCUUCUCUUACGGCACCAGGCAACAGCCGCACGAGAUCGGCUUCAUCGGAAAGAGGGGAUCUCAAGACUACACCUUCAUUGUUGACGACCAGAAAUCUGAUGUCAGUAUUCCCGAAGUUCUGGACGGCCAAUGGCACAUCGUGGCCAUCACGUGGAGGAACUCAGACGGACAGUGGAGGGUGAUGGUGGACGGAGAGGAGAGAGCUUCCGGAUCCGGUCUGGCGCGAGGCCACAGGAUCCGUCCCGGCGGCACGUGGAUUCUCGGCCAGGAGCAGAACACUGUCGGCUUCCUGCCGGGCUUCCAGCGGUACCGGGAGUACUCAGGAGACCUGGCGGAGUUCCAUGUGCACAACAAGGUGCUGUCAGCCGAGGAAAUGCGGCGGCUGUACACGCUGCAGUAUCCUGGGGACGGGGUGAACUGGAGACGAGCGACCGUCACACCGAAAGGACGCGUUCUGCGGAAGCCCUAUGCAGCGACAAUGCGUGUGAGCGUGGACAGUAGAGGCGAGUCGCGUGUGAUCUUCGGCGAUACAGCUACAACAGCAACUGGCACAGGGACCUCAGCGGGAACACCGAUAACUACGGGAGACAGGGGCUCUGACCCGACAGGUACGUCAUCUAACUACAUACAUACAUCGUACAUCCCCUUUUCUACAGGCAUAAUCCUCUUGAACUUCCCCGAGCGAUCUCCUGACAACUAUGCUGAGCUGAAGAGCGACAGUCCCGCCAGUCCGGACUCCUUCACCAUCUCCUUCCACAUGAGAACACCAGCCAGAGAUACCGGCACCAUCUUCUCUUACGGCACCAGGCAACAACCACAUGAGAUCGGUUUCAUCGGAAAGAGUGGCUCUCAAGACUAUACCUUUAUUGUUGACGACCAAAAAGCUGAUGUCAGUAUUCCAGAAGUACUGGACGGCCAAUGGCACGUUGUGGCCAUCACGUGGAGGAACUCAGACGGACAGUGGAGGGUGAUGGUGGACGGGGAGGAGAGAGCUUCCGGUUCCGGUCUGGCACGAGGCCACAGGAUCCGUCCUGGUGGCACGUUGAUUCUCGGCCAGGAGCAGAACACUGUCGGCUUCCUACCGGGUUUCCAGAGGUACCGGGAGUACUCAGGAGACCUGGCGGAGUUCCAUGUGCACAACAAGGUGCUGUCAGCCGAGGAGAUGCGCCGGCUGUACACGCUACAGUAUCCUGGGGACGGGGUGAACUGGAGACGCGCGACUAUUACUCCGAAAGGUCGAGUAACACGGAAGCCUUACGGGGCGUCAAUGCGUCUGAGUGUGGACAGCAGGGGCGGUAAGUAAAAAGACAUACUACCAAAGU